AUGCAAGUGCGACCAGGUCCAGGAAUGAACGGCAUCAUGGGUGCAGGAGGGGGUCUGCACCCUUCUUCACCGCAGCCGCAGCCGGGAAUGCUCGCGAGACCGCCUUCGACUCGGCCACCCCCAGCUCCUCCCUCGUCGAGCAACGGCGCCUUUUCGAUCCCACCCUCUCACCCACAACACCCUCAACAUCCUCAACACCACCAAUGGGUCCUGCACCAGCACCAGCAGAUGCAACACCAACAUGACCAGCAGCAGAUGCAAUUGCAACAGCAACAACAGCAGCUCCACCGGCAGCAACAGAUGCAGAUGCAGCAACAGCAGCAGCAGCAACAGCAACAGCAACAACAGAACGGACCCGGUCCGCCUUCGAUGGAGCUCCUGAGACAGCAACAACAGUCCCAGCUCGGGUACGGCAUGCCACCUCCAUUGCCUUCAUCUUCGCACCCUCAGCUCGUCGCGUCGACUUCGGCGCAGGCCACAACCAACGCGAUGCAACGGCAACAGCAGCAACAACAACAGUCACAUCAAGUCCCGCCGGGAAUGCUCCUCAUGAACAACGGUGAGAUGAGACCGAUCGAGAUGCGCAUCAACGCGAGCGGGUUGUCCGACUCGAUGUCGAACGGCAACAGCAUACACUCGCCCCGCGGUGGCCGCCCAGGCUCGGCGAUACCAACAGCAGGGCCGAGGCAGAUGGGGGGUGUUCCGUCCUCGCCAUCACCGUUCGGGACACCGCCCGUUCAAGCUCCAACACCAAUCCACUUUCGACAACCUUCGGGCUUGCAGCAACAGCAAGCACCAGGACUCGCCAACUCGCAUGUGGGACCGCACCCGACCCCGCCUUCUCGACCUAUGUCGAUCGCUCCUCCUGGCCCCAGGCCAUCGCUUGCCAUGGUCGGGCCGGGAUCAGUUUCCGGUGCGGGUGUAGGGCCUCAGUUGCUGUACCGACCAGGCGGUCCGGGCGGUCCACCGCAGCUUCAAACGCCGAUGCGGCGAGAUCUGAUGCUGGGCGCUCAGCUGGCAGCCAUGGCGUAAGUGCUCGAAUCGCAAGCGUUCGACUCUCUACCGAUGCUCAUACCGUUUCCCAUCCUGCAGAGCCGGCCCCAUUACAGCGACACCAACAUCAGUCGGGCCUGGUCUGUCGAGGUUAACCGCUUUUAACGAAAGUCUCGCUUUAGCACUGGAAGAUGCAAGUCACAUAUAUUCACGGUCUAGGACAUGGGCUAGCUCGAUCGAUAAUCUGACAUAUCCUCCCGACUCGUAUUGCUUUUGCACAGACCGACAUACUCGAUUCUCUACGGGCACUGGUCGCGGACUACUUCACCGACUCGGGUCUGAUCAAAUUCGGGCUGUUCGAUCGUACAGCGCAGCUGCACAAGAUCUUUGGUACGUGCAUGAUUUACAUUCAUCGCACGAGUGCCUAACUCCUUGUUCCUUCAUAAAUAGAAAUCCCAUGUUCCGCCUUCCCCCGCUUCCAACACCUUAAUACCCUGUGCGGCGUCCUCCUCACAUCAGUCCAGCCAUCGUUCGUGCGAGAAUUCUUCCUCUCCGCACCCCACCCCGUCACAGGACAACCGAUCCAUGUCGGCUAUCUGCUCCGCGCCGACGAAGCCGUCUGGUCAUCCCGGUUUUCAAACGGGACCAAAGUCGAACUGAAUGGGACGCUCACCGCACAUCUCGUCGUAGUCCCACUCACCGCAACGGGUCCUUGGGGAAGCGCGACUGGCAGCUCGAUCAGUGGUAGUGCGCGGGGUGGUGCCGGUGCCGGAUCGUUGAGGUUCGAAUCGAUGGAAUUCGAGUCGCGCGGUCAUGAAGAAUGGGUCGUCAAGGAUGCGGUCGUCGACGAGUUGAUCGAGACUUUUUACGAUGUCGAUGGCGAAGGUGGUGGAAUCUCGCAAUAUCUCAAGGAGGAGGAGGCACGGACGACGGCGCAGUCGAGAAGGUCGAGUGGGUCGAUGACGACACGACGGAAGUCGACCAAUAAGGAUGAGGCAGCGAAUGGCAAAAACGCGUCGAUGGGUGGACCUCAGUCAACAAAAGGUCAUGUCCUGAAACCUUCGACGAUCGAUUGGAACGAGGAAAAGCGUCCGCCAGGUCUGCAGACCAAGUCGAGGAAGACGAGCCAUUCACCGAGUGCAGGGGUGGGUUCGUUCGGUAUCACCGAGAUGGGGAUGCGGUGCCUCGAAAUCGCCGAGAGCGUCGCGAGUUUACAGGACGUAGUCACGCAUUCGUUGAGGAAUGGGGUCGGGCCUUUGCAGAGUUUGGCGACGUUGGCGAACGAACACCGGAGGAGAACGUCGAUGAAUGUCCCGCCUGGUGGGGGAGGACUGAAUGGAACGGGUCCUGGGGGAGUGUCGGGGUUCCCGCCGCAGGCGGGUUCGCUCCCGCCCCCUGGGUCGAUCGCGCAGACGUUCCAGAACCCUCUGCACAACUCGGUCUACAUGACCGCGCCUAUCAAACCUUCCGCGGCCUCGACCAACUCUCCCGUUUCCGCCACACCGACAUCGAUGGCCCCGACACCCGCAGCCACCGUGUCAACAGCUCCCCCGUCCACCACCUCAGGAACAGCCGCCUCGGCAACCAACUCCAAUGUCGUCGUCGCCAACGGCACCUCCCCAGCAGCGAGUAAUCUCGCAAACGUUGUCGGCGGCGUCAACAAGCGAAAAGCCUCCGGUGUCAGUGCGACCAACUCUAAAGCCUUAGCCGCCGUCGCCGAGACGUCCUCGAAUGGCAAUUCGUCUGACGAGUCACCGGCACCAAGUACGGCCGCGAAACCGACGGGUGGGAAGACGCGGGGUUCGAGAGCAGCGAGGAAUAAGUAA
Messenger RNA from Microbotryum saponariae, 2819 nucleotides. NCBI's taxonomy places the organism in Eukaryota, Fungi, Basidiomycota, Microbotryomycetes, Microbotryales, Microbotryaceae. The record is from the annotation of a GenBank genome assembly.